AUGGAUCCAUAUGAAAUAGAAUUUAUUGGAGAAAAUCGCAUCGUUAGCAUAAUUCCAAACUUUUCCUACGAUAAAAUCUAUUUAAUUUGUGGUGAAUUCGGUCCGUUCCGUGCUGGUUUGCCAAUGAAUGUACCUCUGUGGUUAGCUGUGAUGUUGAAACAGAAACAGAAGUGCCGAAUCGUAGCUCCUGAUUGGAUGGAAGUAGACAACUUAGAAAAUAUCAAGGAAGAGGAAAAGAGAUCUAGGUUUUUUACAAAAAUGCCAAAUGAACAUUAUAUGGUUGAAGCAAAGUUAAUUCUAGGCGCUGCGUCAGAAGAUAUACCGAAUGCCUCAGAAAUAAAAACUAUUAUUAAAGACAUCUGGGAUAUAAGAAUGUCUAAGCUACGAACAUCUAUGGAUGCAUUAAUGAAAUCUGGUGGUUCAUAUGGUAGAUUAGACCAUUUAACGAUGAUGGAGAUAAAUUCUGUUAAGCCCUUGUUACCUGCUGCGAUGGAUGAACUUCUAAGGAUCCAAAUGAUGUCAAAGAAAACAACACCAGCUACAUUAAACAGUUCAACGUUUAGCCAAUCUGGGACCUCACAAAACACCUGA
Messenger RNA from Leptosia nina, 591 nucleotides. NCBI's taxonomy places the organism in Eukaryota, Metazoa, Arthropoda, Insecta, Lepidoptera, Pieridae. The record is from the annotation of a GenBank genome assembly.